UAAACCUUCGGAAUGUCCUCAAAAUAAAUAAUCAUUGUCAAAAAUUAAAUAAUUGUCCCAACACUCCAUGGCUCCCAAAAAGCAAAUUUCAAACCCCACUUGACACUUUCCCCUAUAUAUACUCCAUUCUUGCACCCAAAUUCCAAUCUCUCUCUCUCCUCCUUAUUUUUCACAUAAAGAAAUGACUCCUCCUGCUUCCUCUUCCUAUGACUCUCUCUUUCAAGACUUGUACUUCUCAAGAAGAUUGCUCAUGCAUGGCCCUCUUCACCAAACGCCAAACAUGGCAACUCCACCAUCAUAUGCCGGUAGCGCCCGUCAAGAACCUUACUCUCCUAGUGACAAUAGCUUUGACUCCAAUGUUGUGAUGGUCCUCUCGGUCCUAUUGUGUGCCCUAAUCUGCUCUCUAGGGUUGAAUUCCAUCAUCAGGUGUGCACUGAGGUGCUCUAGUUUGGUGUCCUCGGAGACGAAUGGCCGUAACGCAUCGGCUAGGCUAGCCAACACCGGGGUGAAGAAGAAGGCCUUGAAGACCUUCCCAGUCUUGAACUACUCACCGGAAUUGAAGAUGCCUGGGCUGGACACCGAGUGCAUAAUCUGCCUCUCCGAAUUCGCCGCCAACGACCGGGUCCGGAUCCUGCCCAAGUGCCAUCAUGGGUUCCACGUCCGGUGCAUUGACAAGUGGCUCAACUCGCACUCCUCGUGCCCAACCUGCAGGCACUGCCUAAUCGAGACGUGCCAGAAGAUCGUGGGCUGUGACAGCGUUCAAGCGAGCACUUCGGAACCGUCGCCGCUGCAGCUCGCUCCAGCAACUAUUCAGAUUGCCCUCGUGCCACUAGAGCCGGAAGGGCCAGUGCGCAAUUACCGCGGGUUAGCUAGCUAGGUAAGCCCAUAGUAGUUGUUAUCUCUUGUUAGGAAAAUGGUAGUUGGAGUUGGACAUUGUGGUGUAGAGAAUAUUAGCCAAAAAUGGUGGGUCACAAAACCCAACUAGGGAAAUAGCAGACAAGAUAAGUGCGUGUCCAUCAAAGUGCUGUUUUAGAUUCCCAUGUACAGGAGUUUGAGAUGAUGGCUUCUUUUGUUUGUUCUUCUUCGACGUUUAAGAGCAUAUUCUGCUUGAAAUCGAUCGAGCUCCAUUUUUCUCUC
Messenger RNA from Rhodamnia argentea, 1137 nucleotides. Its product is annotated as RING-H2 finger protein ATL78. Gene Ontology annotation, molecular function: transferase activity. Gene Ontology annotation, biological process: protein ubiquitination. NCBI's taxonomy places the organism in Eukaryota, Viridiplantae, Streptophyta, Magnoliopsida, Myrtales, Myrtaceae. Bases 182 to 877 code for a protein of 231 amino acids. The transcript has 2 exons. The record is from RefSeq and is a predicted model, not a curated record.